Messenger RNA from Volvox carteri f. nagariensis, 1101 nucleotides. RefSeq lists its product as uncharacterized. The transcript is spliced from 9 exons. Gene Ontology annotation, molecular function: protein binding. Bases 124 to 1101 code for a protein of 325 amino acids. The record is from RefSeq and is a predicted model, not a curated record. NCBI's taxonomy places the organism in Eukaryota, Viridiplantae, Chlorophyta, Chlorophyceae, Chlamydomonadales, Volvocaceae.
CGCGAGCACGAGGCAUACGAGCAAAGCACAUGAUGUCGUGUUUUUUCAAGUAAUCCAACUUGGGGCCAGGGUCCCCUCCUCGCUGCCGCAGAUGUGAGCGUUAGCUGGACGGAUGUGUCCAGGAUGCCGUACGCCGUCGGGGAGACGUCCGCUGGCAUUCUCAAGGGCGCCAAGGGCGAGCCUCUGCUGCUAGUGAUGGGAUUCAAUAUUAAUGACGGAAGAGCGUCCCAGGCCACCAUGGUGCUGGAUAUCAAUGCCAACGUGUGGUCCAUUAAGGCCCAGCGUCCGUUCGUGGGACACCACAUGGCGGCAGCGACGUACGGCAACAAGCUCUACCUCAUUGGCGGUUAUCUGAACGGAACCACAGAGAACAUGCAAAUCUACAAUCCUGUACAAGAUAAAUGGGCCGUCGGGCCGAAACCGCCAUUCAAGACUUCUGCUGCUGUUGCCGUGGCUGUCGGAGACACCAUCUACUACUGCGGAGGCGUCGAUGGGGGCAACAGUCGAUCCGGCAAACCGAUCAAUAAGUGCGCGAAAUUCCACGUGCCGUCCAACACGUGGUUGCCCAUGGCCUACAUGCCUCACGCCGUACACCACGCCUCCGCUGCCACGGACGGCAAGCUGUUUUACGUGUUCGCCGGGCGCGAGAGCAUAGCUGGCACGGCUAGAAAUCCCGUGAACUACACGCAGAUCUACGACCCUAAAAAGAACACCUGGAAAUCCAACACAGAUGUUGGUGGUCCUGCCGCUACACCAGUUGGCCGUGGCGGCAUGGGUGGCGCCGCUUAUUACGAGGGAUACUUCUACCUCAUAGGUGGUGAGGUCAGGUGUGGUGCCACGUGGAUGGGCACGUGCCCCAACAACAAGCUCACUCUUGGUCCUCUGGGGGUCUUCAAUCGCAUUGACAGGUACAACCCCCGCACCAACACGUGGGACAGGGGUCUGCCGGGUAUGUCUCUUGCACGUCAUGGCGCAUUCCCGGUGGUAGGUCCAAGACCCAAGGGCAAGCCUGGUACAGGCGACGUGGUGUUCGUGUGUGCUGGAGGUAUCAAGCAAAGCUACAGCGAGGAUACCCUAUGCACGUACAUGGAUGCCAUGUGA